Messenger RNA from Acanthamoeba castellanii str. Neff, 1866 nucleotides. Its product is annotated as von Willebrand factor type A domain containing protein. The record is from RefSeq and is a predicted model, not a curated record. Bases 1 to 1866 code for a protein of 621 amino acids. The transcript has 10 exons. NCBI's taxonomy places the organism in Eukaryota, Discosea, Longamoebia, Acanthamoebidae.
AUGCUCUACAGGCGCGUGCCGCACCCUCCCAUCACCUAUCAGCCCUAUUCACCCCCACAAACCUUCCCGCUCCCCAUCAAGGCGGUCAGCAUUGAGGCCAAGGUGGCCGACUUGUGCGCGUCGGUGACCAUUCGACAGAAGUUUGUCAACACCGAGGAGACUCCCAUCGAAGCCAUCUACCAGUUCCAGUUGGAGGACAAGGCCACCGUGAGCGACUUCACGGCCUUCAUCGAUGGCAACAAGAUCAAGGGCACCAUACAGGAGAAGGAAGAGGCCAGGAACACCUACGAUGACGCGAUCGCGAGCGGACACGGAGCGUACAGGAUGGAGGAGAACGAGGAGGAGCCCAACCUCUUCACCGUGAAUGUGGGCAACCUGCCGCCGGGCAAGGAGGUGGAGGUGGUGAUCACCUACGUCACCGAGCUCGAGUUCGAAGAGGGGCAGCUCAAGUUCCGCAUCCCCUCCAACAACCAGAACCCAUCGUACACGGCGGCCGGCAACUCGCCGCCGCAGCUCAAGCUGCAGGUCCACUUCGACAUGACGAGCAACAUCAAGCAGCUCUCGUCGCCGUCGCACCCGAUCUCGUUCGAGUUUGGCGACGAGCCCACGCAGGCCACGGUGACCCUGGGCGACACCACCAAGACGCAGGCCCAGGACCUGGUGGUGCUCACCAAGCUCGCCAAGCCCCACGAGCCUUGCGGUCGGGUGGAGGUGGACGAGAAGGGCACCAAGACGGUGAUGGUGUCGCUCUACCCCAAGCUGGCGCAGGACGACGACGAAGACAUCUACACGGAGAUGAUCUUCAUCGUCGAUCGAUCCGGAAGCAUGGCGGGCAGCCGGAUGCAGCAGGUCAAGGACACGCUGCACAUCUUCCUGCGAAGCUUGGGCGAAGGCACCCAGUUCAACAUCAUCGGCUUCGGCAGCCGCACGCAGCACCUGUUCCCCAGCGGCAGCGUCGAAUACAACGACAAAAACUUGGAACUGGCGACCAAGCACGUUGAUCAGAUGUUCGCUAAUCUGGGCGGCACCGACAUCCUCAAGCCGCUGACGGAGGUCCUCCAGCAGCCGCCCAAGGAAGGCUACCCUCGCCAGCUGUUCAUCCUCACCGACGGCGAGGUGAACAACACGCAAGAGUGCAUCCAAUUCGUGCGCAAGCACGCCGACACGACGCGCGUGUUCACCUUCGGCGUGGGCAACGAAGCCUCGCAGGAUCUCGUCAAGGGUCUCGCCAAAUCCGGCGAGGGCUUCUUCGAGUUCGUGAGACCGGGCGAGGGCAUGGAGGAGAAGGUCAUGCGGCAGCUGCGGCGAGCCAUGCAGCCGGCGCUCACCGACGUCACCGUUACCUGGAAGGGUGCCACCCAGGUGGAGCCGGCCCCGUUCCGCUUUGCGCCCGUGUUCUGCGGCGGUCAGUUGGUGGUGUACGGCAUUGUCAAGAAGGGCCAGGUCGACUCAGAUAACAACGUCGAGGUCGUAGUCCAGGCCAAGACCGUUCUCAAGCCCUUCGAGGCCGCAAUCCAGGUCGACCUGAGCAAGGCCAAGCCCGGUAACCUGCUCCACAAGCUCGCAGCCAAGACCCUCCUCAAGAGCAUCGAUGAUGGCCGGAGCUAUCUGCACGAUGCGGCCGGGAAUGUCAAGAGCGGAGGUCAGGCGGGUCUGGUUGCCGAGGCAGUGCGCAUCUCGCUGGCAAGCGGCGUGCUGUGCAAGCACACGGCGUUCGUGGCCGUCGAGGAGCGGGAGGACGCCACCGAGAGCACUAUGCAAGUGCGCAAGAUCCCCAUCACCUUCGAAAAAGCUCCGCCACCGCCUUCCCCACUCUUCUACUCUCCUUAUCCGAACGGUACGCGUCUCGUCGUGUCUUGUUGCUAG